CCAAUCGAGAUCAACUCCCUCACGCUCAUCCUCAUAAUCCUUCUCGCAACAAUGCGCCGGUGCAUAUAGCUGCCGACCCGCAGAUCUCAGCCUGAUACUGUCUGUGCCAGAAGCAUAGUUCUCGUGUCCAGACUCGGGCGCAGUUGUUCCAACCCUACGACUUGCGCUCAACUUUGUCUAAGUUGAUUCUUUCUUCGUUCUCGUCAAGCCAGUUUUCAUACUCUAGGAUCAUCAUACCGGCCCUAGAUUAUCAUGGGUGUCCCGGCGCUGUUCAGAUGGCUUACCAAGAAGUAUCCUAAAAUCAUUACGCCCGUCAUCGAGGAGCAACCUUAUGAAAUUGAUGGCGUGCAAUAUCCCGUGGACACUACGAAGCCCAACCCUAAUGGCGAGGAAUUGCACAAUUUGUAUCUCGAUUUCAAUGGUAUUGUUCAUCCCUGUUCUCACCCAGAGAACAAGCCGCCCCCAGCCAAUGAAAGUGAAAUGAUGCUGGAGAUCUUUAAAUACACUGAGCGAGUGGUGAACAUGGUCCGUCCGCGCAGAUUGCUCAUGAUCGCAAUAGAUGGAGUCGCCCCUCGUGCGAAAAUGAACCAGCAACGUGCUCGUCGUUUCAGGUCAGCGCGCGAUGCAAAAGAGGCGGAUGAAAAGAAAGCAGAAUUUCAGACACUGCUUCGUCAACAAAAGCAAGAUAGGGACGAAGACAGCGAGUCAUCGGCCGAAGAAGUAAUCAAGAAAACAUGGGAUAGUAAUGUCAUCACACCUGGCACACCUUUCAUGUUCAUCCUUGCGCAAUCUAUUCGCUACUGGGUCCAAUGGAAACUCAACACUGAUCCUGCCUGGGCUGAAUUGAAGAUCAUAAUCUCAGAUGCCAGUGUACCAGGUGAGGGUGAACACAAGAUCAUGCAGUUCAUACGUUCUCAGCGCUCUGAUCCUGAGUAUGAUCCCAAUACUCGACACGUCAUGUAUGGACUUGAUGCAGACUUGAUCAUGCUCGGGCUUGCCACGCAUGAACCGCAUUUUCGUGUGCUUCGAGAAGAUGUCAACGUCAGAGAUGCCAAGGCAAAGACCUGCAAGCUUUGCGGCCAGCAGGGCCAUUAUGCAGAGAAUUGCAGAGGUAAUGCAAAGGCCAAGUCGGGCGAGUUUGACGAAAAGGGCACCACCGAGGAAUUGAAGCCUUUCGUCUGGUUGAAUGUCCCUAUCUUGCGUGAGUACUUGGCUGCAGAAAUGUUUGUACCCGGUCAAUCUUUCCGUUUCGACCUUGAACGCGCCCUUGACGAUUGGGUUUUCAUGUGCUUUUUCGUUGGCAACGACUUUCUCCCUCACCUGCCCAGUCUGGAUAUUCAUGAAGAUGGUAUCGACAAAUUAAUUGCUAUCUGGAGAGAUAACAUCCCAGUCAUGGGCGGGUAUUUGACUUGCGAUGGAAACGUGGAUCUUGCUCGAGCCCAGAUCAUUCUCCAAGGACUUGCGAAACAGGAAGAUGCUAUUUUCAAGCGCAGGAAAGAGAUGGAAGACAGACGAGAGCGUAACCAACGACGCCGAGACCAAGACAACAAGGCCCGAGACGCCAGGGAGGCUGCGCGAAACCCUAAGAAACGCCGCAGUUCGCCUGAUUACAGCCUAGGCGGUCGGAUCCCUGCCAGAGUUGAUGCACGUGUUCCUACUGGACCAAUUGACGCCAUCGAAGCCACAAGCUAUCCCAUGCUUAACUACAAUGCAAUUGUCAACAGAACCUCCGUGGACAAGACACAGGCCUCAAACAAGAGUGCAGCAGCAGUUCUCAAGGAGCAAAUGCUUGCUAAGAAAGCCGCCGAGACUCCAAGUACGAAUGGCAAUAUCAACCCCAGCAAUGGUCCCGGUUCCGCCGAAACAACGCCUACGUCUGCAUUAGGAAAACGGAAAGCCGAAUUGAUAGAAGCCGAGUCCGACGACAGUGGUACACCUGGACGGAACACACCCGUGGAAAAAGCUCCAACCAGUGCCGACCCCAACGAUCCGCCCCCGGAUACUGUGCGACUCUGGGAAUCUGGCUAUGCUGAACGUUAUUACGAGCAGAAAUUUCACGUUUCACCGGACGAUUUUGAAUUCCGACACAAAGUUGCCAGAUCCUACGUGGAAGGCUUGUGUUGGGUGCUGCUUUACUAUUUUCAGGGCUGCCCCUCAUGGACAUGGUAUUAUCCCUAUCACUAUGCACCGUUCGCAGCCGAUUUUGUGGACAUUGACAAGAUGACCGUCAAAUUCGACAAAGGAAAGCCUUUCAAGCCUUACGAACAACUCAUGGGUGUCUUGCCCGCCUCAUCAAACCACGCCAUCCCUAAGGCUUUCCAUCCACUCAUGACUGACGAAGACUCCGACAUUGUUGAUUUCUACCCAGAAGAGUUCGACCUUGACUUGAACGGGAAGAAACAAUCCUGGAAAGCUAUCGUGCUCCUACCGUUCAUUGAUGAGAAGCGACUUCUGAACGCAAUGGCCACCAAAUAUCCUCUCCUCACAGAAGACGAGCGGAUUAGGAAUGAGCUUGGCAAGGAAGCUUUAAUCAUCUCCCACAGGCAUCCUCUGUAUGAAGAAUUGGCCUUACAAUUCUAUUCCAAAAAAGCCAAGGAUGGCAGCGUCGUCAAGCUUUCCAUGAAGAAGGGAAAACUAGCUGGCACCGCAAUGAAGAACGACGACUUCUUGCCACACAUGGAUUUGAUCGGUCCAGAAGAAGACAUCAAGCUGGAACCCAUUGUUGACGACGACCAUUCAUUAAUGGUUCACUAUUCAGCGCCGCCUGCUACUCAUGUGCAUAAGUCCAUGUUGUUUCCAGGGGUCGUGUUGCCUCCUCCGGUGCUGGACAAGAGUGAUCUUGCCAUCUUGAGAUCCAAGGCAAGAAAUUCCGGCCGCGAUUUUGGAGGCGCACCUCUUUACGAUAACUCUAGACGUGACCCAAAUGAUCACCAAAACCGAGGAGGACGGAUCAACUAUGCUGUAGACCGGUCUUACCCUGGUGCGAACCAAGCAGACACUAACAGUGACAACCCGUUCGCAGCGUUGCUUGAUCCUCGGUACGCACCACAAGGACGUGGCGGGCCUCCUCCGCCUCCGCCUCACUAUCAGAAUGGAUAUCAAAAUGGUUAUGAUCGAUAUCAAGCUCCUGCCAACAACUAUGGCAGCUACGGCGGCGGUCAACCCAACUACCAAAACUACCAGAAUUCGGCUCGUGGUGGCCAGGACCAACAUAAUUACGGAAACCAAGGUCAGAGGCAAAAUCACGGCUACUAUCAAUCUCAAGGGCAGGGUCAACGCGGAGGGGGUAAUUACAAUCAGGGAUAUGGUCGGAGGUGAUGGUCACACAAGAUGAUACCUUUUCUCAUAUGGUAAAUGAUGGGCUGCAGGAUGGCAGUUAAUUGUGUAUAUUAGCCAGUACUGCUCACUGAGACACGCAUCACGAGUAUUGCUGGCUUGCAGUCUUGCGAGCGAGGUGCCCUCGCGAUUCUUGUAAAAGUAGCUAUCGAUUGCCGAGUAUUCAUUCCACAUCCAUCAAGC
Molecule: messenger RNA, 3519 nt
Organism: Exophiala oligosperma
Lineage: Eukaryota; Fungi; Ascomycota; Eurotiomycetes; Chaetothyriales; Herpotrichiellaceae
Exons: 2
Coding region: 253-3318 (1021 amino acids)
Biological process (GO): nuclear-transcribed mRNA catabolic process
Cellular component (GO): nucleus
Molecular function (GO): RNA binding; zinc ion binding; 5'-3' RNA exonuclease activity
Source: RefSeq, a predicted model, not a curated record